GGGUUUUCAGUUAUCUUCAGUGGUGUGCUUUGUCUGAGAAAAGGUAUCCAACUGUAGGAUUGUACAUUACUUUGUAUCUGAACUGUUGGGGUUAAAUCUGUGGAUAGGGAUUGCUUGCAUACAGUGUAGAAAUGGAAACAAAACUCGAAAAGGUAUUGGAUAGUAAAAGCAGAAUUGUGGUUGGCUGGAAGAGGAAGCGGGCGGCUCAGUAUGCAGCACACUUAUCUGCUUUGAACUCAAAGAAAAAUAGGCUUUGCAAGCGGAGAAAAUUAGAUGGGUAUAGAAUGAAUUAUGGGCCUAAUUUUGAAAAAUCUUUGCUUAAAGGUUAUUCAAAUUUUAUGAAAACUGAGCUGCCACAACGCAUAAUGUUUUAUGUAAAUGGUGACUGGAAAGAUUUCCCUCAAAAUAUCAUUACCUUGGUGAGGAAAGAUUUUCAGGUCAGGAAGUCAUAUACUGAGGUUGAACUCAAUGGUAAUUGCUUUAUGCUAGACUUCAUGCACAUGGUACGGGUAGAUAUGAAAACAGGUUUACAGCAACCUAUUGCUUGGAUUGAUGAAGCUGGUAACUGCUUCAUUCCAGAAACUUUCUCAGGGGAAGAUGAAAUUCAUUACUGCUGCAGGCAUGAAUAUGGUAAAGAUCAACAGCUCUUUUUUGGGGAGCCUUAUGGGUCUCAUGAUAUCAAAUUGCAACUUGAGAUUGACAUAAAAGGAGUUGGUCACUCUAAAUUGGAGGAAUGUAGUGGAGAGUCAAAUGCUCUUGAUAAGCAUUUUCUGAUUGGUAAAAAACCUGCUAGCAACCGAUUUGAUGUUGAAGUUGAGGAUAGCAAUAAAAUGUCUGAUGUAAAAGUGGAUGAGGCUGUUGGAGAAAAUCAACAGAUAGAGGGAAAUUUAAUCAGUAGGAUUGGAUCAAGCCAUGGAAGUUUGGAUUUUGAUACUGUGAGGGACAUGUUUACUAGUGGCAUGAACUCGCUCAUUAGUGCAGACAUAAUUGAGGUAUACCGGGGCUCUAGUGCUUCAAUGGAAGCUCGACUAGAGCUUUUUCAGAAGCAGAUUGAAAUCACUAGCAAGUAUCGUGCUGAUGCAAAUGUUAAAUAUGCUUGGCUUGCUGCUUCUAAAGAAGCACUAUCUAGUAUCAUGAUGUAUGGGCUUGGGCAUUGUAGACCGUCCAAAGUGAAGCCUGUAUAUGGCAUUGGUGUUCAUCUAACAGCUGCAAACUUCUCAUAUCCCAGUGUAAAUUAUUGUGAUGUUGACGAAAAUGGAGUACAGCACAUCGUAUUAUGUCGUGUUAUAAUGGGAAAUAUGGAGCUUGUUCAUCCUGGAUCUGGACAAUGUCAUCCCAGUAGUGAGAAUUUUGACAGUGGAGUAGAUGAUCUUCAAAAUCCGAAACAUUAUAUAAUAUGGAAUAUGAACAUGAACACACACAUCUAUCCUGAAUAUGUUGUUAGUUUCAAGGUUUCUUCCAGGGUUGGUGCUGAAGGAUAUCUUAUUGGAAAUGAGAGCAAUUAUGACAUUUCAGGGGUUACUACUUGUCAAGGGCAGUCUCAAGGCCAUUCAAAGUUGGGUUUGCACCCAGUUGGUUUGGGAAAUGAUUCUCAUCCAACUCCAAGUUUAGGAAGAUCGCUUGGAAAAGCUACCACUUUGGGUUCAAGCACUCUGAGGGUUCCUAAAUCCCCUUGGAUGCCAUUCCCUAUGUUGUUUGCAGCUAUCUCAAAGAAGGUUCCUCUAAAAGAUAUGCAGCUAGUUGAUACCCAAUAUGAACUAUUUAGGCGGAAGAAGAUAAGUCGGGCUGAUUUUGUUAAAAAGUUGAGGUUGAUAGUUGGAGACACUUUGUUGAAGUCCACAAUAACCCAUCUUCAGUGCAAGGUUCCAUCAAAAACAUCAUGUGAUCUUGAAGCGCCAAAGCAGGAGCUGGAAAGUUCUGGGAGCCUCUAAUUCACCCUAGUACAUUUAUUUUUGAAUAUGGUAUGUUGGUUUAACUGCAGGUGUUCUUAUGUGUUUGAAGACAAGAGCUUAAAUGGUUAUUUUCCAGAAAUGAGUCGACAUCAAUUUGUGAAUAUGAUGGGCCUGGCUAAAUGAUGUUAGGUUUUUAGGUUUAUGGGAACUGCCAGUAGUUUUUAUUUUUUAUUUUUUAUUAUAUUGUCAGUGAAGAUUAUCUAUGACUUGUUGAAUUGAGACGUGGUAAUUAGCAUAAUUAAUGGAGCUUUUUCUUGUGGUGUGUUACCAUA
Molecule: messenger RNA, 2224 nt
Organism: Vitis vinifera (wine grape)
Lineage: Eukaryota; Viridiplantae; Streptophyta; Magnoliopsida; Vitales; Vitaceae
Product: inactive poly [ADP-ribose] polymerase RCD1
Exons: 6
Coding region: 132-1931 (599 amino acids)
Molecular function (GO): NAD+ poly-ADP-ribosyltransferase activity
Source: RefSeq, a predicted model, not a curated record